AUGGCAGACCUGGAGGCGGUGUUGGCGGACGUCAGCUACCUCAUGGCCAUGGAGAAGAGCCGCAGCUCCCCCGCGGCCCGCGCCAGCAAGAAGCUCGCCCUGCCGGAGCCCAGCAUCCGCAGCGUCAUGCAGAAGUAUUUGGAGGACAGGGGAGAGCUGACCUUCGACAAGGUCUUCAAUCAGAAGAUCGGGUUCCUGCUCUUCCGAGACUUUUGCCAGAGCGAGGUCGACGAAGGCGUCCCGCAGCUGAAGUUCUACGAAGAGAUCAAGGAGUACGAGAAAGUGGACUCUGAGGAGGAGCGUCUCAUCAGGAGCCGCCAAAUCUACGACACCUUCAUUAUGAAGGAGCUGCUCUCCUGCUCCCACGCCUUUUCGAAGGAAGCCGUCAGUCACGUGCAGACCCGCCUGGCCAAGAAGCAGGUCCCCAUCACCCUCUUCCAGCCCUACUUAGAAGAAAUCUGUGACAGCUUGCGAGGAAGCAUCUUCCAGCUGUUUCUGGAAAGUGAUAGGUUUACGAGAUAUUGCCAGUGGAAAAAUGUAGAGCUGAACAUUCACCUGACCAUGAAUGACUUCAGUGUCCAUCGGAUUAUCGGUAGAGGGGGCUUUGGAGAAGUCUACGGCUGCCGUAAAGCGGACACAGGGAAAAUGUACGCCAUGAAAUGUUUGGAUAAGAAGCGGAUCAAGAUGAAGCAGGGGGAAACCUUGGCCUUGAACGAACGCAUCAUGCUCUCCCUCGUCAGCACCGGGGACUGUCCUUUCAUUGUGUGCAUGACGUAUGCCUUCCACACGGCCGACAAGCUCUGCUUCAUCCUGGACUUGAUGAAUGGUGGGGACCUGCACUACCACCUCUCCCAGCACGGGGUCUUUCCGGAGAAGGAGAUGCGCUUCUACGCCAGCGAGAUCAUCCUGGGACUGGAACACAUGCACAGCCGUUCUGUGGUCUACCGGGACCUGAAGCCGGCAAACAUCCUUCUGGACGAACACGGCCACGUGCGGAUCUCCGACCUGGGCCUGGCUUGUGAUUUCUCCAAGAAGAAGCCCCACGCCAGCGUGGGGACCCACGGCUACAUGGCUCCGGAGGUGCUGCAGAAGGGAACGGCCUACGACUGCACUGCCGACUGGUUCUCCCUGGGCUGCAUGCUGUUCAAGCUGCUCAGAGGGCACAGCCCUUUCAGACAGCACAAAACCAAAGACAAGCACGAGAUCGACCGCAUGACGCUCACCGUGAACGUGGAGCUGCCGGAUUCCUUUUCCCCCGAACUCCAGUCUCUCCUGGAGGGGCUUCUGCAGCGGGACUCCACGAAGCGGCUCGGCUGCCAAGGUGGCAGUGCCCAGGAGGUCAAGGCUCACCCUUUCUUCCAAGGCAUUGACUGGCAGCACGUUUACCUGCAAAAGUACUCCCCGCCCCUGAUCCCCCCCCGGGGAGAGGUCAACGCAGCAGAUGCCUUCGACAUCGGCUCCUUCGACGAAGAGGACACGAAGGGAAUCAAGCUGCUGGAUUACGACCAGGAGCUCUACAAGAAUUUUCCCCUGGUGAUUUCCGAGCGUUGGCAGCAGGAAGUGGCCGAAACGGUGUUCGAGGCGGUGAAUGCCGACACGGACAAGGCAGAGCUGCGGAAGCGAGCGAAGAACAAGCAGCUGGGCCACGAGGAAGAUUACGCUCUGGGGAAGGACUGCAUCAUGCACGGCUGCAUGCUGAAGCUGGGCAACCCCUUCCUGACGCAGUGGCAGCGGCGCUACUUCUACCUCUUCCCCAACCGGCUGGAGUGGCGAGGGGAAGGAGAGUCCCGGCAAAACCUGCUGACGAUGGAACUGAUCCUCUCGGUGGAGGAAACGCAGGUCAAGGAUAAAAGGUGCAUCCUGCUCCGCAUUAAAGGAGGGAAGCAGUUUGUCCUGCAGUGCGAGAGGCAGGGCGGUUGGUGGGGGCCUGCUCAAAGGGGCCCCUUCCAUUUCCCCCGAUUGACUGAAUAA
Messenger RNA from Notechis scutatus (mainland tiger snake), 1971 nucleotides. The record is from RefSeq and is a predicted model, not a curated record. Lineage: Eukaryota; Metazoa; Chordata; Lepidosauria; Squamata; Elapidae.